Xyrichtys novacula (pearly razorfish) is the source of this 3019-nucleotide messenger RNA. The record is from the annotation of a GenBank genome assembly. NCBI's taxonomy places the organism in Eukaryota, Metazoa, Chordata, Actinopteri, Labriformes, Labridae.
AUGCUGGACUUUCCACAACAUAAUUGGCGAGCUUUAGCCAGAAUUCGUUUCGGGGGACAAGGAGCCAUGGUUCUGCGAACUUCACAUGGGAUAAGGACACUCUGUGGCCACAAAAAGAAAAAGGUAGGAGAUUUCCUAAAAUUUGGUUGAGAGUUCUUUUCCCUGUGAGGUGGUGCGGACUACUGCUCUCUGUCCUCUUCGAAUCAAAGAACCUAGAAUAGAAAUAAGAGGAGACAGUGGGAAUGAAGACAGUCUGAGAAAACUGCAUGCAUGCAGUCAGCUGAUCAAAGUAUUUGGGAAAAUUUGGGAAAGGAAGCCAAUUUAAAUUGGAUAUAUAUCAGCUGAAUUAAGAGAAACUGAAGUUGGUUGUGUCAGACCGCCUCACGCUGCUACAUGCGUGAGACUAUGUGAAGAUAGUAGACUGGGUGCAGAGAAUCACUUCGUCUCCUUCAAAGGGUGAGAUCGCCUCACGCUGUUACGUGUGUGAGAUUGCCACAUGUGAAGCUAUAGGCUGUUACAUGUGUAAGAUGCCAUAUGUAGAGCUAUAGGCUGCUGCAUGUGAGGAAUGCCAUGUGUAGAGCUAUAGGCUGCUGCAUGUGAUAAAUGCCACAUGUAGAGCUAUAGGCUGCUGCAUAUGAGGAAUGCCACAUGUAGAGCUAUAGGCUGCUGCAUGUGAUGAAUGCCAUAUGUAGAGCUAUAGGCUGCUGCAUGUGAUGAAUGCCAUAUGUAGAGCUAUAGGCUGCUGCAUGUGAGGAAUGCCAUAUGUAGAGCUAUAGGCUGCUGCAUAUGAGGAAUGCCACAUGUAGAGCUAUAGGCUGCUGCAUAUGAGGGAUGCCACAUGUAGAGCUAUAGGCUGCUGCAUAUGAGGAAUGCCACAUGUUGAAAUGAACAUAUAUAUAUCUCUUUUAUAUGUGGAAGACCUCACAAAAUCAGUGUUAUAAUUGGACUUAAAUUACAGAUACAGAGUGGCUUGAUGAGCAGGAGAUAGAAAAAGAGGUCAAUAAGGAUAGGCUGAAAAGCCUAUUCAGGGAUCCCAAUUGAACAAGCACGUCCCAUAUCUCCUGACCAAUUGUAGAAGAAUCACACAAAUUGAAAAAAAUCACACAAAUUGGAAAAAUUGAAGAAAUCAAAACAAGAAUUAAAAUAGAAGACUGCUGACUGACUCCAGUGACUGACUUUGACUUCAAACACGUGUGAAAGGGUAUACCAUUGUGUGAUGAAAAAGUGAAGUGUGUGGGUUGAUUGGAUGUUUGUGUGUGUCUGUUUUGUUCUGUGUCAACUAAGUUCUCUGGCAGUGUUCACAGCCAGACUCUGCAUCUGUGUGUGUGUUAUGCUAGUCAAAGAUUGCUGUGUUUUCCUCACUUGUGUUUAUUUCAUAGUUGUGUAUGUGAAUACUGUGCUCAUUGCGGUCAUGUUAUCAGUUGAGACAUAGAAGGUUAAAUACUCCUGGGAAAGAGGUUCUGUUCCCAGUACCAUGAUGAACACUCCUGAUAUGAAGGUUUUAGCUUAUGCUCAAAUAUUAUGUUUUUUUGUUGUGAACACAUGUCUUAUGCUCCUUAACAAAUGUUCUGUGUUAAAGCUGCUGAAAUAAUGUUUGUAAAAGUAUAAAAGAUACAAAAAGGGGAAAAAGAAAUGAGGUACCACAAGUGCAAAACUUCUAAAACUUCAAAUCUAAGAGUUGCUUCUAUACAUCUGCUGUUUUUGCCAAAAUACUGUGUUUUUAAAAUAUUAUUGAAGCUGUUAAUAUCAAUACUGACUAUUGCUAUAGAACUGCAGUUAAGGCAAAGGCUUUAUACUGUGUAUUUUUUGGGAAUUUUACAAAACUUCUGGGGAUCAAGUUUUAAUGUGUGUGCUCAUUUAAAUAAUAAAUUUUACAAAAACCAUGACCAGAAAGGGAAGAUUAGUUUAACUCCAAUUGCAUUGGUAGGGUGUAAAUAUACUGAACACUUAAAUGAUAUCCAAAAACUUACAAAGAAAUGGGAACAUUGAGUCAAGGGAUUUGAAUUUUUAUGACCUAGGGGAGGCACAUCUGAUGUGACUGUGUGUGAGGAUUUGGAGCAGCGAAUCUAAGACCAUAAACACAAAGAUAAAGUAAAACACACAAAAACAAGAGAUAUGGAACUAAAAGUACUGGACAUGUUCAAAGAUUAUUAUUUUUUUUCUUCUUAAUCAUGCUCUGAUCUUUUGAACUAAUAGAUAAGAAUAGAAAAAAACUAUUUUUUUUCUAUCUUAGGUUGCCUUAAAACUUUUUUUUUAUUUUUUUAUUUACUCAUGUCAUUUGAAUUUCCAAAUGAUUCAUAAUCACUGCUAUUUUUGUCCCAUAUGUUUUGAAAAGGUAAUUGACAUGACAAUCUUUUUUUUUUUUUAAGUAAAAUUAAGUAAUUAUGUGAAAGAAAGAUGUGUUUGAUUUGAUUUUGUUUGAUUUCAUUUGUUCAUUAUUCAGCGAAGAUGUUUAGAUUAACGGAUAUUUACAUGUAACAAGUCCAGUAACAUGUCAAUACAGACAAGCAUUAAAUUGGGUGUUUGAAGAGAAAAGAUGUGUCUUAAAAGUUUUGAAAGUACUGUUGCAGAUACAUUUCUAACAAAACAAGCCCCUGGGGGAGGUUUUUCUAAAGCUAUGGAGGGUAUGGAAAGCUAAAAAUGAAAAUGUGGGAGAAUGCUGGUAAGGGGGGCCUGUUAAUGGACUGGGUGGUCCAAAUUUUAGAUGAAUGAGAGCCGUUUUGGCCCAGCCAUGAGUGCUGCGAUAGCCCUAAUUCUGGUUUCCUUUCUCACAUGUCGCAUCGUACACAUCCUUUGGAGACAUUGUUGGAAGCUGACGGAGAAGAUGGGACUUAUGGUGGACCUAACACUGGCCCAUGAACUACAGGAAAUGCCACCAAAACAGCUGGCACAGUGUGUGACUAAUCAAGGAGGGACUGAGGGACCGGAACGGUUCCUGGACUUUGAAGGAGAAGAAGAUGAGCAAUGGACUUUGAGCAACACAAACAACAUAUUCAAUGAGCUGGAAAUAUUGAACUGA